AUUGUUGUGAUAAACUUAUUAAAUAGUCUAGAAUGGUUCAGCUCGGGGUGCAAACGCAAUGGAUCCCUCUGGUAUCAUCAGUUGUGUUUUCUUUUAUUGGAUAUUUUUCGCUAGUUUUACUGAUUCCUCGAUCAAAAGGAGCAUUCAUCAAGGCUGGAUUGCGAGGAAAAGAUAUGGCUAAGAAAGAUAAUCCCAUCAUUCCUGAAGCACUUGGAAUUUUGGUGGCUGGCGUUUAUCUUGUGUUACUGUUUUUGUUCAUCCCUCUACCGUUCAUCAACGACAUUGCUUUUGAGACUGAGGAACCAGAAGUCUUCAAACGUUUUAUCAGCCAAAUUGCUGGAAUUCUCUCUAUUUGUUGCACAAUUUUCCUCGGAAUGAGUGACGAUAUUUUUGAUCUACGUUGGCGAGACAAAGUAUUUCUUCCCACUGUUGCCUCAUUACCUCUUCUUAUGGUUUACUAUGUUACAUAUCACCUGACUGUAAUUGUUGUUCCUAUUCCUUUGAGGCCUUACUUUGGAACAACCGUUGAUAUUGGUAUUUUAUAUUACCUUUAUAUGGGAUCCCUCGCUGUGUUUUGUUCAAACUCUAUAAAUAUUUUGGCUGGAAUUAACGGUCUUGAGGUAGGCCAGUCAGUAGUCAUUGCAACGUCACUCAUCAUCUUCAACUGCCUGGAACUCUAUUUCCAAUGUUGUCAAAUGGAAGCCCAUCUGCUCUCACUCUAUCUUCUCAUUCCUUUUCUCGGAUGUUCACUGGCUCUACUUCGGUAUAACUGGUACCCAGCCGAGGUUUUUGUGGGCGACACGUACUGUUACUUUGCCGGCAUGCUCUUCGCAGUAGUUGGAAUAUUGGGGCAUUUCAGCAAGACCCUGUUGCUGAUGUUCAUUCCUCAAAUAGUAAACUUCGUCUACUCGGUGCCUCAGCUGUUCCGUAUGGUGCCAUGUCCCAGACAUCGCCUGCCCCGAUACGAUCCGGAUAUUGAUAAGUCACAUGCGUCGGAGACUCAGUUCAAAAGCAAAGACCUCAAAGCUAUUUCUAGCUUAGUCAUUUUCAUAUUGAAGACCUGUAGACUUCUGAAAGUCAAGGAGUCAACAGUAGACGGAGAGAAAUGGAUGACGUGCAACAAUAUGACCUUGAAUAACCUUGUGCUUAUACAUAGUGGCCCGAUGAGAGAAGACAAACUAUGUAUAGUUAUUCUGGUCCUCCAAGUUACUUGUUCAUGUGUAGCUUUUGUCAUCAGAUACCCGCUGGCUUACCUGUUUUACUCAUAAACUCAUUAAAUUGAUUUGUAUUUAAUUUAAAAAAAAAACGUUUCGACCACAAAACCAAACAAGUUUCCAGAAACAGGAUAAUGAA
Symsagittifera roscoffensis is the source of this 1353-nucleotide messenger RNA. RefSeq names its product UDP-N-acetylglucosamine--dolichyl-phosphate N-acetylglucosaminephosphotransferase-like. The record is from RefSeq and is a predicted model, not a curated record. The transcript is spliced from 6 exons. Gene Ontology annotation, biological process: dolichol-linked oligosaccharide biosynthetic process; protein N-linked glycosylation. Bases 33 to 1268 code for a protein of 411 amino acids. Gene Ontology annotation, cellular component: membrane. Lineage: Eukaryota; Metazoa; Xenacoelomorpha; Acoela; Convolutidae. Gene Ontology annotation, molecular function: UDP-N-acetylglucosamine-dolichyl-phosphate N-acetylglucosaminephosphotransferase activity.